CCCCACAGCUUCCAGCUCUGCUCUCAACCCGAAAGCGAGGGCCUUUCCUCCCCGCACCACCCACCUGAACCUCCAUUAACUCCUCCACAGCCCGGCGAUUCCCCGUCCUCGGACCGCAGCCAUGUCCGCGGUACGUCUCCUCGCUCUGCUACUGGUGGCGGCCUUGGUCGCGGCGCCGGCGCGCGUGGCCGCGCAGGGGGCGUGCGCGGCGGAGAGGUUCACCAAGAACCGCGUGUACGCGGCGUGCAGCGACCUGCCCACGCUGGGCGCGUCCGUGCACUGGACCUACGACCCGGCGGCGUCGUCCCUCUCCGUGGCGUUCGUGGCCGCGCCGGCCUCGGCCGGCGGGUGGGUCGCCUGGGGGCUCAACCCCACCGGCAGCGGCAUGGACGGCACGCAGGCGCUCAUCGCCGCGCCAGGCAGCGGCGGCGGCGCGUACGGCGUCCAGACGUACGCCAUCUCGGGGUACGCGCUCGGCUCGCCGGGGCCCAUCGCCUACAAGACGUCCGACCUGGCCGCCGAGGUCGGCUCCGACGGCCGCGUGCAGAUGUUCGGGAAGCUGGAGCUCGCCAACGGCAGCGCGGAGGUCAACCAGGUCUGGCAGGUCGGGUCGGUCUCCAGCGGCAGCAUCGGUAUACACGGCAUGGCCGCCGCCAACAAGAACGCCAAGGGGAAGCUCAACCUGGUCACGGGGGCCAGCACGGCAGCCAGCGGAGGGGGCAGCCUCCUCAGGAAGAAAAAUACACAUGGAAUUCUGAAUGCUGUGAGCUGGGGAAUUCUGCUGCCCAUGGGAGGCAUAGUUGCUAGAUAUCUCAAGACAUUCAAAUCAGCCGACCCUGCAUGGUUUUACCUCCAUGUUGCUUGUCAGCUGAUUGGGUAUGCUGUGGGGGUAUCUGGCUGGGCCACUGGUAUUCAUCUUGGCAAUCUGUCCAAGGGGAUCACCUACUCGCUUCACAGGAACAUUGGGAUCACAGUAUUUGCUCUCGGUACUCUCCAGAUCUUUGCCCUGUUCUUGAGGCCGAAGCCGGAUCACAAGUUCCGCCCAUACUGGAACGCGUACCACCACUCGGUGGGCUACACCAUCAUCAUCCUGGGCAUCGUCAACAUCUUCAAGGGCAUGACCAUCCUGGGCGUGGAGCAGAAGUGGAAGACGGGGUACAUCAUCGCCAUCAGCAUCCUGGGCGGCAUCGCGGUGGCCCUGGAGGCCAUCACCUGGAGCAUCGUCCUCAAGAGAAGGAAGACGGAGAACAAGAACUACAAUGGCAACGGCAACGGCCAGUUGCCGCUCUCCAUGUGAUUCUUCUUCCUUUCCAGUAGUUGAUCAGGUCCGUCCGUGCGGGAUUUGAUUGGUGUGCUGAGCCGCGUGCGUGUGUGCAUUGGGCAUAUGUAGGAGGUUUAGGGUAUUCUUAUCUUGCUUGGCCUCUUUCUUUUUGUAUGAUGACGAUUAGAUGUGUGUAUACUACUUGCAUGUUAUACUGGAGAUGAGAGAGGUGCCGAUCGAUCGAUAUACG
This is a messenger RNA of Lolium rigidum, 1511 nucleotides long. Its product is annotated as cytochrome b561 and DOMON domain-containing protein At4g12980-like. The record is from RefSeq and is a predicted model, not a curated record. The transcript has 3 exons. The coding region runs from base 122 to 1297 and encodes 391 amino acids. NCBI's taxonomy places the organism in Eukaryota, Viridiplantae, Streptophyta, Magnoliopsida, Poales, Poaceae.